CAUUAUUUACACGUUCACGUUGACGAACGAGCCGGUGUUUACAGUGUGGCAUUUUUCGCAAUCAACUUAUAAUUUUUCACACAAAUUUCAUCACUUCCACACUAUUUAAAAUACAUCAAAAAUUGUAAAAAUGUCUAGUGAUAUUCAAGCAGAAACCCGAAGGCUCAAGAAAGUGGAACACGAAAUUCGGCUGCUGCAAAAGGACAUGGAAGAUGCCCGCAAUAAUGUGGGACUGGGUGAGAAUAACCCCGAACUCGAGAAGCUGCAAGUGGAGAAUACAAAACUAAAGCAUCGCCUGAUUAUUUUGAAUAAGGCGAUUGCAGCCGAACAAGGUCACGCUUCCGGUUCGAAAUGUCCAUCGACAUCUGACGGAGCGCUGUCGAUUUUGGACCACUUGAACGAUUUGUUUACGCAAGCCAUUGCCACGGCGUUCCCGCAGGUGUGCCAGGACGUUCCGGCAGUAAUAACCGUGUCCAGUGCGGCCAAGUUCGGAGAUUACCAGUGUAACAAUGCGAUGCAGAUUGUGCAAAAGCUGAAGGCGCUUGAUGUGAAGACGAAUCCCCGUGAUGUGGCCAACAAGUUGAUGGAGGCGUUGCCUGCGUCGCCGGCCGUUAGCAAGGUUGAAGUGGCCGGCGCCGGGUUUGUCAAUGUGUUUCUGGAUAAGAAGUUUGGUGCUUCGGCCGUUAUGGCUAUUUUGAAAAAGGGCGUUCGGCCACCGCAGUUCGAUAGGAAGCGAGUUAUUGUGGACUUCUCGUCGCCGAACAUUGCCAAGGAGAUGCACGUGGGCCAUUUGCGGUCGACUAUUAUUGGGGAUUCGAUUUGUCGGUUUUUGGAAUUCUUAGGACACGAUGUUCUGAGGCUGAACCAUGUGGGAGAUUGGGGCACUCAGUUUGGAAUGCUGAUUGCCCAUCUGCAGGACAGGUUCCCGGAUUAUUUGAAGGUUUCGCCUCCAAUUAGUGACCUGCAGGCAUUCUACAAGGAGAGCAAGACAAGGUUCGAUUCCGACGAGGAUUUCAAGAAGCGCGCGUAUGCUUGCGUGGUCAAACUUCAAAGCGGUGACGCAGAUUCUAUGAAAGCUUGGAAAUUAAUUUGCGACGUUUCCCGGAAAGAGUUCCAAAAAGUCUACGACCGUCUGGAUGUUAAACUUGUCGAACGAGGUGAAUCGUUCUACCAGAAGCGAAUGGAAUCCAUCGUGAAAGAAUUGGCCGAAGCAGGCUUCCUGGAGGAAGACGAAGGUCGUAAGAUCAUGUGGGGGGAGAAUCGUGACGGAAUUCCGUUGACGAUUAUUAAAUCCGACGGAGGAUUCACGUACGAUACUUCCGAUAUGGCCGCAAUCAAACAACGUCUGUACGAGGAGAAAGGCGAGUGGCUAGUGUACGUAACGGAUGCCGGUCAGGCCACUCACUUUCAGACGAUCUUCUCCUGCGCUCGGCGUGCCAAAAUCCUGGAUGCCAAUGCCCAUCGCGUGGACCACGUUGGUUUUGGUGUGGUUCUAGGUGAGGACGGCAAAAAGUUCAAAACCCGUUCGGGUGACACCGUUAAACUGACGGAACUGCUGGACGAAGGUUUGAAGCGAUCGCUGGAUAAGCUGCUCGAAAAAGAACGCGACAAGGUGCUCACCCCGGAGGAACUCAAGCAGGCUCAAGAGUCGGUGGCAUAUGGUUGCAUCAAAUAUGCCGACCUCUCGCACAACAGGAACAACGAGUACAUUUUCUCUUUCGAUAAGAUGCUAGAGGACAAGGGUAACACGGCAGUUUAUUUGCUCUACGCUUACACCCGCAUUCGUUCCAUCGCUCGCAACUGCGGAGGAGAUUUCGCCGCCAACAUCGAGAAGGUUAUCGACACCACCGAACUGACACUCGAUCACGAAAAGGAAUGGAAACUGGCGAAGGUGCUGCUGAAAUUCACCGAUGUCAUGAAGCUGAUUUCGAAGAACCUCUGCCUGCAUCACCUUUGCGAGUUUGUGUACGAAGUUAGCACAACGUUCACGGAGUUCUACGAUAGCUGCUACUGUAUCGAGAAGAACAAGCAAGGAGAAAUUGUGAAGAUCAACGCUGGACGUGUCUUACUGUGUGAAGCAACAUCACGAAUUUUGGGGAAAUGCUUCGAUAUCCUUGGUUUGAAACCUUUGCAUAAGAUAUAAACGUACUUGUUAUAUCGUUGAAUAUGAAAAUCGUAUCACUUUCAAUAAAUUUUUGCUAUCA
Molecule: messenger RNA, 2204 nt
Organism: Aedes albopictus (Asian tiger mosquito)
Lineage: Eukaryota; Metazoa; Arthropoda; Insecta; Diptera; Culicidae
Gene: ArgRS
Product: probable arginine--tRNA ligase, cytoplasmic
Exons: 5
Coding region: 131-2143 (670 amino acids)
Biological process (GO): arginyl-tRNA aminoacylation
Cellular component (GO): cytoplasm
Molecular function (GO): ATP binding; arginine-tRNA ligase activity
Source: RefSeq, a predicted model, not a curated record